AUGACGGCUACAGUUGCUUCUUCGUUGGGAUUCACCUAUAAUAUGCCGUCGAUGCAUCAUGCUGAACCGUUAACUAUGGAAGAGUAUGUUGCGGAUAUACCCGUACAAAUGCUUGAUGUCGAGGAAAUGCUUCUGCAACAACGUGGAUCAAGACCGGUACCAUUCACUGGUAUGGACAAAAGUGGUCGUGGUGUUUGCGUGCGUAAC
Anisakis simplex (herring worm) is the source of this 207-nucleotide messenger RNA. The record is from the annotation of a GenBank genome assembly. Lineage: Eukaryota; Metazoa; Nematoda; Chromadorea; Rhabditida; Anisakidae.